UGAAAUUGCGCUUUGUUGAAAAUAGACACCGUUUCUCAUUAUUCGUCUUAAAGAUUUGGUAACUCAUUUUAAUGCUUAGUGUAUCUUAUAAAGACAUGGAAUUUAAAUACUUAAUUUGUUUGUUUUUCACAACUUGCAGAGUGUCAGAGGUGCUGUCCUUGACCUGUUUCCAAUGCAAUUCUGAUACCACGCAGAACUGUAGGGAUCCAUUCAGCUCAAAGGGAGUGAAAACCAUUGAUUGUACAGGGUUUUGCACGAAAUCUAUACUCGAUGGGAAAAGAAUCGCGAGGUAUUGCAUCCCAGAAUACUCUGUAUCUGACGGUGAUUCUUGCCUAACGGCUUCCACCGCCAUGUCUUUCGAGGAGUUGUGCUUGUGUAACGCCAACCUUUGCAAUGCAGCCGUCUUGACAUCAGCAACCUGGACUAUCAUUGACAUAACAGCCAUUUUGUUCUUCAAUCAAAUUGUAUACUUGAUGUAAAUCUCAGCGUGAAACUAAACAGAUUUGAGAAAUUUUAGUUUUGUCCUGCUGUGAAAAUCUUAACAAAACAGUGUAACAUGGUACAUAACUUGAAAAUAUGGCAAGGUAAACAUAUCCAAUAUUUUCAUUGCAUUACUAAAAUGAGAUUUUUGCCAAUCAAACUGCUUCAAAUUGAAAGGUAAUUCAAUUUAAUGACAGACUUAUCUUUAUCUCUUUAGCACAAAGGAGUUAACAUUGAAAAUGCACAAAAUGUUCCUUUGUGCGUUGUAAUUAAAAACAAUUGGGCUAUUUGUAUUUUAUGAUAUCGACAUAUGACGACUAUUCGUUAACGUGAUUUCAUAGUUUGUACCUUUAUGAUGUUCAAAAGAAAUUCGAUAUUCAAAGAAUCUUUAGAAAAUGAUUUAAUCGUAAAAGGACGUCUUCCGUAUGCAGUUCUUAUGUUGAAAUUAUGAAAAAAUUGUCGGUUUGUCGGUUUGUUGCCCGUAUCCAAUAAAAAAAGUAAUUCACAUACAAGUUAGGAUACGAUGGCAACUUUUGAAAUAUAGAUAUUUAAACGCAAUGUCGCAUGACGAUUUUUUGCCAAGUAUGUAUAAUUUUGACAUUUUAUUAUCUAGUUUACAUGUUCGAAUUUUAUUCAGUUGCAUAAUUGUAAUGAUGAUCAUUACACUUUUAAUGAGUAACUGUGCUUGCUUUUCGUGUGCACUUUGUCAGAGAGAUGUUACGAAAUAUUAUUAAACA
Molecule: messenger RNA, 1217 nt
Organism: Mya arenaria
Lineage: Eukaryota; Metazoa; Mollusca; Bivalvia; Myida; Myidae
Exons: 3
Coding region: 72-479 (135 amino acids)
Biological process (GO): sleep; regulation of synaptic transmission, cholinergic; positive regulation of voltage-gated potassium channel activity
Source: RefSeq, a predicted model, not a curated record